AUGUCAACACUAGUGGCCCUGGCUCUAUUUCUCAUAGUACUCGGCUAUGUUGUGGAGAAGUACACCGACGACCAUGAGGAGAUACCCAUUGUGACCGUCUGUCGGCUGCUACCCGACUUCCUCAACCGUCUCCUGUUCUUCAUGAAAGGGCCAUCUUUGAUCUACUAUGGAUACAAUAAGUAUAAGAACAAGCCCUUCCGGAUCCUCAAGGUCGAUGCAGAUAUGAUUGUCCUGCCAACCAAGUAUCUACCUGAAGUCCGAUACCUCCCUCAUACAAAGAUUAGCCUACUGGAUGCGCAGUUCAAUGUAAACCUGUUUCUCUCCCUGUUUCAGUCUGGACUGAUGUGUCGGCAGAGCGUUUGCGGCAACUAUACCAAUAUCCUCAACGAUAGCAACCUGCCCGCACAUACUGUCGCCAAAAAAAUGACGCCUUCUCUGCACCGAAUUGUUCCAAUGGUGAUUGAUGAUCUCCAACAAGCUUUCAAGAUGGAAGUUCCCGAAUGCACUGAUCGCUGGGUCUCCGUGAACCUAUAUUCCAUGAUCCUAAAACUUAGCAACCGGUCCACAUCACGCGUUAUCGUCGGCGAAACCCUCUGUCGCAGCGAAAAAUGGCUCAACAUCAUUCUGCUACGUCCUCUACCCCGGUUCCUCCGCCCAUUCGCCGCCAAACUCCUGCCUAGCUGGAUGAUGGAUACAGCCGACAACGAGUAUGACGAGAAGUUGGAAAAUAUCGCACAGGGACUGAUGAUUAUCAUGGCUUUGGCUGUGUUACACACUUCUACUAUACUCAUUACCCAAUGUAUCUACGAUCUUCUGGUUCGUCAGGAGUAUGUCGCGCCGCUGCGUCAUGAAAUUAUGGGCACGCUCAAGGGCGGAUGGUCGAAUGCGACCCAGGCUUGCUUUAAUGCUCAGUGUCUCCUAGACAGCUUCCUUCAUGAGCCCCAGCGUUUCCAUCCUACCAGUGAAGUGAACGUCCAACGCAUAACAAAAGAGUCGAUAACCUUCUCUGAUGGUCCGACCAUCCCCUCAAACACACAUAUCUGCUUCCCCUCGGGCUCUCUCUCCCGCGACCCGAUUAAUCUCCCCUACCCGAACCUCGACCCUUCGACCUUCGAUGGCUUUCGCUGGUGCCGUGACCCCUAUGCGCGGAACAACAAGCUCGUCAGAACAACUGCGGCGAAUCUGCACUUUGGCUACGGGCGCCAGGUCUGCCCCGACCGACACUUUGCCGCGAAUACUUCCAAGGCCAUUUUGAGUCGGCUACUUGUCGAGUACGAUAUGAAGUUCGAGGAGGGGAGCGAGGCCAGACGGCCGAUGGAUAUUCGGAAUGGGGAGCAGAUUAUGCCUAACUUCUAUGCGAAGGUUCUUAUUAGGAGGACGCGAGAUGAAAUUUGA
Messenger RNA from Aspergillus calidoustus, 1395 nucleotides. Lineage: Eukaryota; Fungi; Ascomycota; Eurotiomycetes; Eurotiales; Aspergillaceae. The record is from the annotation of a GenBank genome assembly.